CCGUCAACAAUCCCCCCCUCAUCACAUCACGUCUCAAACACAAGAUUGCGCCCUAAAGCAAAUCUCGAUCUUGACCACAUCCACAUCUCCCUCUCCGCCUACAACACACACAUCAUGUCUGCCUUCCUGUCUUCGCUGCGUCCUGCCAUGCGCGCCACCUCCGGCGCCGCACAGGCUGCGCGUUCCUUCAGCUCCUCCUCGUCGCGCUCCGUCGCGAAGAUGUUCAUCACAGGCCGUCUUGCGACCGAGCCCGAGUUGCAAGUCACCGCCUCCGGCACGGAGAUUGUCAAGUACUCUGUUGCCACGCAAUACUACUCCAAGGGCGAGAAGCCGACGAGCUACUUCAAGGUCUCGGUCUUCCCCGAAGGCGGCCAGAAGGAUUUCAUCCUCGGCCUGCCCAAGGGAACUCUUGUUUUCGUCGAAGGAGAUGCCGCCAUGCGCACAUAUGAAGACGGCAACGGCAACAAACGAUCGUCGCUGAACAUCCUUCAACGCACUCUUGAGGUCCUGAGACGCCCUUACAUUCCCACCGAGUCCGCCGAGGGCGACGAGCAGGGCACCAACUAGGCCAGAGUCCACACCAUGCACAAAACCCCUGCAGGGCGCAACCACUCCGUCGACGCAAACCAAGAAAAACACAUACACACACCACACCCCACUCUGGAUUCAAUAUCCGCUGCACAACGAAAUAGGACAGAUAGUUCUUUGCGAGGACCCAUUGCCCUUCCCGUUGUGGGAGGAGUAGGAUCGCGUAUUUCUUGGAGAUCAGGCCUUGGAUCCAUGCCGGUAGAACGGAUAUGUUGCUUGCUGGUCGACGUUCUUUAUGUCUCUCUCCCUGUCCAUCUCUCUCUCUCUCUGCCCGCUAUACCCGGUCGUUGACAUGACUGUAUGUCUGUGGGUUCCGCCUAUGUCUGCCUGUUUUCCACGGUUACAGCCAUGCAUCCCCCAUUUGUACUUAUAGCGCGAUUUAAAUAAAGUUGGAGACCAGUACGCUGUUCUUCCGGG
Aspergillus brunneoviolaceus CBS 621.78 is the source of this 1005-nucleotide messenger RNA. RefSeq names its product single-stranded DNA-binding protein. The record is from RefSeq and is a predicted model, not a curated record. The transcript is spliced from 3 exons. Gene Ontology annotation, molecular function: single-stranded DNA binding. The coding region runs from base 115 to 567 and encodes 150 amino acids. NCBI's taxonomy places the organism in Eukaryota, Fungi, Ascomycota, Eurotiomycetes, Eurotiales, Aspergillaceae.